AGCCACGCUGCAGAAGACGAGAAAGAGCUAGGAUUGGAGGCGAGCAAGCGGGCGAUCAACCCGUUGACGAACAGACCUUAUACGAGGUCUGAUGCGUCUUCUGCCAAAGACCGGUCCCGGCUCGGGGCCGAGCGGGAAGUCGAAUCGAGCCAGAGCGGGACGUACGUCCCGGUCAAAUCGUUGGCCAGCGUAGGCGGCAGUCUCGGUUCCCGAGGAAGGCGAGACGAGCACGAUCAUGAUCAGGAGGAUGGGAGACGGUCCCGAAGUCGGUCGACCGAAGUCAGGCGGAUCCCGGGGCUUUCGAGGGAGAGACCUCGAUCGCGAUCCCGAUCUAGAUCCGGGUCUAGGUCCAGGAGGGAGGUCAUGGAAGUCUCGGCUUGGUCGAGCAGUGAUGAAUCGGAUUCCAGCUUCCAAAGUACGCCCAAGAGCCGGACGGAGCGGAAAGAGUGGACGGGGCGAGUCAGCAGGUCGUCGGCCUGUCCCGAAGAAGAAGAAGAUGAUGACGAUGACGAAGGCGUCAUCACCGGUCAGACUUCACCUUCGCCUGCCUCAGGGUCGAUCCGAGGAAAUCUCCAGAAGGAUGUCGCGCAGGUCAUCGACUAUAGCAUCCCUCUUCGUUCGCCGACCGUCUUCCCCGUAUCCUACAAGGUGGAUCAAACGACUGGGGAAAAGAUCGAGAGGAAGCUUGCGAGGGGAGCCAAGGUCCAGGCGCUCGGGUUGGGACUGACGGCUAUGACGAUCACCCCUGCGUCAUCGGCGCCCUCUUCAGCAUCAGGGGAGAUGGGGACGGGUACCAAACGACCCAAGUCGGCUUCCUCCCUCGUGCCGAGUCGCGCUCCGUCGUUUGUCGAUGCGUUCAAGAACGCUUCUUCGAGCGAACUCGGAUCGGCACUUCCCACCCCAGCCGAGUCGGAAGACAGCUUCGCAGCCAUCGCUCCGAGCCCGCUAUGGACCCCUUCUGUCAACCCGCUGAUCAGAGGCAGGAACACCGCUACUACGGCUGACGGCGCAUCGUUGGCUGCAGGUGAACAACCGUUCUGGAGCAUUGGGGCCAACGUCCCCUUAGUCAGCCGUAAGGGCAUGUUCAGGCGGACGAUGAGCGGAUUGAGCGCUUCCCGCUGGGACGUCGACAACGAUUGCGAGGCACCUGUAGAGGAUGAAGCGGAUGACGGAUUGGUCUCGGACGGACGGGACGUAGGGUUCAUCGAUGGCCUGCUGGAAGAUUAUCAGUUGGCGCACCCCCCUACCCCGGCUGCUAUGCCCAGGUCGAACUCUUACUUGGGGAAAGCGUUCGGGAUGACCCAGAUGAGACCGACGGUGGGACGAGGAGGGUCGUACGCUAGCGACAAGGAGAAUAGGAACUUGCAGGUCAGGUCGAUGGUCGCCGUUUCCAAUACCCAGUCCAAGGCCAAUGACGUGCAAGUACAACACGUCGAAGGCCGCUCGAUUGGGGCUAUGGCCAUGACGACUCUGCCCAACGCACCUAUUCCUUCUCCAAAAGCUAGGCGGAACCAUAGCGAUGGUUCUACACGUCCGACGACAAGCCCGGAUUCUGAACGCAGGAUGUUCAGGAUGGUCCGAAAGUUGACGUUCCAACGACCCCAUCACAAAGACGGACGGGGCAAGGGACGAGGAGGAAAUUGGCACCGGGAGUGCGGGGAGGCCAUCUGAUUCGUGCAGAUUUGGGAGCAGUCCGAGAGCGCUCUGAUAAAUUGAACGAGAUACUGUAUUACCAGUCACAUACACGCACUACACUGUAUCAUCCUAGUUACCCGCAUAUACACGUAAAGGGAGAUUCCAUGCGAUGAUCAUAAAUGAGAACGAU
Molecule: messenger RNA, 1825 nt
Organism: Filobasidium floriforme
Lineage: Eukaryota; Fungi; Basidiomycota; Tremellomycetes; Filobasidiales; Filobasidiaceae
Exons: 1
Coding region: 364-1671 (435 amino acids)
Source: RefSeq, a predicted model, not a curated record